GUGACCAGGCAGUCUCCCAAUUCCUAUGUGGUCAUCAUGAACAGCUCCUGUGUGGAAGUUGAUGUGCACCGAUUGAGUGAUGGAGGACUGCUCUUAUCUUACGAUGGCAGCAGCUAUACUACCUACAUGAAAGAAGAAGUGGACAGGUAUCGCAUCACCAUAGGCAACAAGACCUGUGUAUUUGAAAAGGAGAACGAUCCCUCCAUCCUGCGCUCGCCUUCGGCUGGGAAGCUCAUCCAGUACGUUGUGGAGGAUGGGGGACAUGUGUUUUCAGGCCAGUGCUUUGCAGAAAUAGAG
This is a messenger RNA of Tinamus guttatus (white-throated tinamou), 297 nucleotides long. NCBI's taxonomy places the organism in Eukaryota, Metazoa, Chordata, Aves, Tinamiformes, Tinamidae. The record is from RefSeq and is a predicted model, not a curated record.